Messenger RNA from Peronospora matthiolae, 588 nucleotides. The record is from the annotation of a GenBank genome assembly. NCBI's taxonomy places the organism in Eukaryota, Oomycota, Peronosporomycetes, Peronosporales, Peronosporaceae.
AUGAAUAUGUUGGAUGAUGAAGAUGACCAAAGCUUUCACGCUACGCGUGACGGCUACUCCCAUUUGAGCGAUGUCGAAUGGGAUGCGGUUGAACGAAUGGGUUCGACCAUGGGCAUCCAUGCUGUUAGCGUCAUGCUAGAGGCUCUCAAUAGAGAUGCCCAACAUGCUACUAUCGCCAAGUUCAUUCAAAAUGAACUUGACGCAGAACGCGAGAAAGUAGCCUUGCUUCACCAACAAGGUUCUCAACAAGCAGAGUUGUUGAGAGAACAAGGUGCUCAACAGUUUGAACUGUUGAGACAGCAGCAGGCUGCUGCUGGCGGGUCGAUGCACUCGCGUCGGCCCGAGACUUUGAAGAUUGACAUCUCAAAGUAUAGGGGGGUCGAAGAAGACUCCCUCUUGAGAUGGUUCGUCGAAUUGGAUGACGCCAUAAGGGCGCGUCGCAUCGACGACGGGGAUAUGCAAGUUGCAUUUGCCCAGUCAAAUCUGGCAGGACGUGCCAAGACUUGGGCACUGGGGGCUCAAGCUGCACGACCCAUAUGCGUUUGGGUCGUUGGAAGUCUUCAAGUCGCGGCUCAGACAAACGUUUGA